AUGAGUCGCUUUUCCUGCAUCUUCCCUACCUUGACGGAUGGGUAUGUCCCGAAUCCAGAUAACACUCGUGCCGCAGGUCAGCGAACAUACGCGAUCGACCUGAGCAGAAGAAACGCCCCAAGCAGUGAGACAGAAUCCCACAUUCUAGCGGCCUGGGGCCUCGUUCUAUACAGCUAUGUAGGCACCGACGAAGUGGCUUUUUACGUUGUACCAAAGAGUGGUCCGGACACGACAGCGUUGGCCGAGUUGAAGGUCGAGGGAGACAUGUCUCGCCAGGCCCUCACUCACGCUGCCGAGCAAUUGUUCCCCACAGGAUCCGUGGGUGCCGGUCAGGUCUCCGGGGAUACGGCCAAUACCAUCAUCGACUUUGCGAACGAUAUUGAGUCGUUAUUCGUUACACAGACCGAGGAGUCCUUCCUAUCGUUACAUGUUCAUGGUGAUGAGCAAGGACACGUCUCCCUCUCUCUUACCUACCACCUUUCUCUCUUGACCGACCUGCAGGCAGCAAAUGUGGGCACUGCCAUGGCCCAGGCGCUGGCCGAGGUAGGGAAAGACGACUGCGACAGGUUAAUCAAGGACCUCAAUCUUAUGAGUCCGACACACCUGGAACACAUCUGGAAAUUUAAUGCCAAUGUCCCCGGUACCUGGGAGGAGUGUUUCCACGAUGUGAUCGAGCGCCACGCCGCGAAUCGCCCACACUCCUUGGCGGUCGAUGCCUGGGACACGAAGCUCACCUAUGCCGACCUCGUAAGGGAGGCAAGUCUGCUCGCCGCGUACCUGCAGCAGCGCGGCGUGCGUCCCGGAUCUGUGGUCCCCAUUUCGUUCGAACGGUCGGGAGCGGCUCUGGUUGCCAUGCUGGCUGUGUCCAAGGCCGGCGGAGCCUUCGUCAGUGUGCCCCCGAACCUGCCUGCUGGACGACUCGACGCUAUUCUGGAAGUCAUCGAAGCGCCGUUUGUGGUAACUUGGUCGAAGUACGAAUCAUUCUGGGCUGAACGCCUGCCCACGCUCCCUAUCGACAACUAUCCCAAACCAUCUGCAGACGCGGCGGUAGAAGCUCUCGGCAAGCCAGAAGACCUUUUCUACGUGAUUUUCACUAGCGGUUCGACAGGCCGGCCGAAGGGUUGCAUGCUGUCCCACUCGAAUUGGCUCAACGGCGCUCUUCGCAACGCUCCUAGUUGGAAGUAUGGUCCCGAGAGCCGAGUCCUGCAAAUGCUGAGCCACACCUUCGACAUGAGUCUGCUGGAGAUCUGCACCAGUCUGGGAUCCGGGGCCUGCGUGUGUGUGCCGCGGACGGAGGAAAUUGAAACCAGCGUCUCCGACGCCAUCAACCGGUGGCAGGUGAAUCAUGUUAUCAUGACACCUUCACUGGCCCGCGCCUUGAGACCCGACGACGUGCCGGGCCUGAAGACAAUGUGUUUGGGUGGUGAAGCCUUCCCCAAGGAGAUCGUCACCAUGUGGUCCGAGCGGAUUAAUCUGUGGCAGUUCUACGGCCCCAGCGAGUGUUCCAUUAACUCGUCGUCGCGGGCAAUCACACGGCCCGAUGCGGAUCCGUUGAAUAUCGGUCCUCCCAACUCGGCUGCUUGCUGGGUAGUAGAUACACAGGACUACAACAAAUUGGUUCCCGUCGGCGCUAUUGGAGAGCUACUGGUUUCGGGGCCUAUUGUCGGCAUGGGAUAUCUCAAGAAUCCCGUCAAGACAGCCGAGGCUUUCCUUGACCAAGUUGGAUUCGUGGCGAAAGAUGAUCCCCAAUUUGGCGGAUUCCGGUUCUACCGGACCGGUGAUCUCGUGCGGUGGAACUCGGACGGUACUAUCACCUUUUGUGGCCGUGCUGAUACGCAAGUCAAGCUCAAUGGCCAGCGGCUCGAACUGGCCGAGGUGGAAUACCAACUGGGGCUCGAGGCUGGCGUCCAGUACGCCAUCGCCAUGGCACCUCAAACUGGUCGGUGCAAGAACAACCUGAUUGCUAUUCUGACCGUCAAAGGCACCAGCACUAGCAACCAGGGUAAUGCUGCCGAGAUCUCACUGCUGGACCGCCGCGAUCCGAUUGUCCAGCAGACGGUGAAAAAGCUACGCUCGCAACUUCAGCACGCUUUGCCCCGAUACAUGGUACCAACCAUCUGGGCGUUCGUUGGGCGCAUGCCCAUGUCACCCUCUGGCAAGAUUGACCGCGUACAACUGCGGAACUGGGUGCAGGACAUGAGCCAGGAGGCGUUCGACGCAAUUACCGGUCGAAGCUUCGAGGCGGAAGACCAUGUUCUCGGCCUCAGCCGGCUCGAGCAGGAGAUCCAGCUGGCCUGGGCUGAAGCCCUGGGUCUAUCCGCCGCUGAGGUAGGCGUGCAGCAGCCAUUUGUCGCGCUGGGCGGGGAUUCCAUCAAGGCCCUCGAUGCCGUGGCUAGAUGUCGGGCUCGUCAGAUCAAGAUUAGCAUGGUGCAUAUCCUGUCUUGCGAAGGCGUCCGAGAGGCUGCCUCGCUGGCAAAAGUGCAGGAGACCCCUGCUCAGCAGGUGGCCGAGAUGGCGGUGGAUUACUCGGAUCUGUGGACCCGGCUGUCCACUGACUACGAGCUUGGCAAGCUGGGCAUCUCGCAGUUGGAAGAAGUGGAGGAUGUCUUCCCCUGCACCACCAUGCAAGAGGGCAUGUUCCUCGGCCAGAUUCGUCGGCCUGGAGCCUACCACAUGCGCUUCUUCCACCGCGUGCAGCUGAAGGGUGGUUGCCUGCCUCCCGUCGAACGCAUCCAACAGGCCUGGGCAGCCCUUGUCGAGAGACAUCCUUCAUUACGUACAGUCUUUGUAGAUGAUCUGUCCCCCGAGGCCAUUUACCAUUCGGUCGUGUUGCGGUCCGUUCCGAUGGAGCUUACAAUGCGUGAGGUCCCGCGCGACCUCAACCCCGAAGCCGCUCUCGCUAUGUUCACGGAGGAGCUCGUGCCCUUUAGGCCCAAUGCCCCAUUACACCGCAUGCUCUUGUUGACCUGCCGCGGUCGCGUUCCGUAUUUUAUGCUAGAAAUCUCUCACGUCAUCAUGGACGGCUAUGCGUUGUCGGUUUUCCGACGCGAGUUCAUCCAGGCCUGCUCCUCCACUGCCCCCCUGCCGCGAGGCCCAGACUACCGCAUGUUUGCUAAUUACCAUCGCACACGGCAAACCGAUGAGAGUGCAAAGUAUUGGACAGACUACUUAGCCGACUGCACAGGAUGUCACAUCCCUACUCAUGCGGAGGCUGCGCCGACGGAUGUUCCCCCUAAGUGGCCUCGGACGCUGCAGCGGCGCGACUUCGGCUUCGACAACAGCGCGGCGUUCCUGCAGCGAUGCAAAGAGCGCCAGGUUACACUCGCUUGUGCGAUCCGUGCUGCCUGGGCGCUGGUGCUGCGCGCCUACACCCAAUCCCAGGAUGUUUGCUUCGGCUACGUCUCCUCCGGACGCAACGUGCCGGUGCCCGAGGUCGAAACCAUCUUUGGUCUGUGUCUUAGUAUGCAGGUCUGCCGCGCAAAGCUAAGCGAGGCGUCCACAAUGGCUCGUCUCGCUAGAAAGAUCCAGGAGGAUUAUGUCGCUAGUUUGCCGUUCCAGCACUACCCGUUGGCAGAGGCACAACGCGGUCUCAAGCAAACACGCGGGCAGGGACUGUUCAACACAGCCAUCUCCAUGGAAUGGGUGCCUCCGACAGCGGAGGAUGAGAAUGCCUUGCUGGAUCUGGAGGAGAUUCGUGAACAGGAUGACCCGACUGAGUACGACAUCGCCAUUAGUGUGGAUGUCCACGAAGGCCACAUCAAACUGGGCUUCCUCUACUGGCCCAAUUUGACCGACUUCGAGAUCGCCCACCUAGCCGAGGCCCUGCAGGGUGCCCUGAACUGCUUCGCCUUCCAGCCCGACGAGGCCCUCGACUCUCUCACACUACUGCAGGCCAGUGACUUUUGCUCCACCCUGGGUGACAGGUCUACCAUGCUGCCUCUGGAAGCCGUCCGCGGCAACGUGAUGUCGAUGAUUGACGGCUGGGUGACCCGCCAGCCGGAAAGCGCUGCCAUCGACGGCUGGGAUGGAUCCUUGAGCUACAAGAAACUGCACGAGCAAUCCUCCUGGGUGGCUCACAAUCUUCUUCAUCAGGGCGUACAGCCGGGCGACCGCGUCUUGGUGUGUGCAGACCGGUCGAGUCGCACCGUUGCCACCAUUCUAGGCCUCGUUCGGGCAGGAUGCGUGCUGGUGCUUUCGACUCCGACGGACCCGGAGAAGCGCCUGCAAUGGCUGGCACAAAAGUGCAAUGCCGCCCUUGUCGUUGCCGAUCCUGCAUACGAGAAGCGCUUCGCGACUGCUGGUCCCCGUGUACUUUCAACAACCUCCGUUUGCGUCCCCGCAGCCUGGGACUACGAGUUCCCAGCUCUGGACGAACAGGACCUGGUCAGCAUUCUCUUCACCUCCGGCAGCACUGGCACCCCGAAAGGCACCUUGAUGGACCAUGGUGCACUCGCGACCAGCGUGCUCCUGGGCCAUGGCCGCACGUUACGCUUCUCACGCCACACCCGCAUGCUGCAUUUCGCCUCGCUGACUUUCGACGCCGCCCUGGCGGAGAUCUUCACUACCUUGGCACAUGGUGGGUGUAUCUGCGUGCCGUGCGAGGAAGACCGUCUCUCUGACGUCCCCGGUUGUAUCUCCCGCUUUGCGGUCAACACCGCUAUGCUGACCCCCUCCGUCGGGCGGCUGCUGGAUCCCGGGGCGCUGCCAACGCUGAAGGCCCUGGUCAUGAUCGGCGAACCGAUGUCCCGGCUGGAUGUGGAGCGGUUCGCACCCGUGCUUGACCUGUACAACGGUGCAGGACCUACGGAAACAUCAAUCAUGGUUACCAUUGCCGGACCGAUGAAACCUACUGAUGAUCCAGUGAAUCUGGGCUAUCCUGUGACCGGCGUCAGGUUGUGGGUGACUGAGGCUGAGAACCCGAAUCGCCUGGCUCCGUUGGGAGCAGUAGGGGAGUUGAUUGUCGAAGGCCGCUUGGUCACUCGUGGCUACCUGGAUGACCCAUCACGCACGCAGGAGGCCUUCCUUACCAGUUUGCCAUGGCUUCCGUCCCAGCAUGCCUUGUACCGAACAGGUGAUUUGGUUCGUUACGCUGACGAUGGCAGUCUACGGUAUAUGGGUCGGAAGGACACGCAGGUCAAGUUGCGCGGACAGCGCAUUGAGUUGCAGGAGGUCGAGUAUCAUCUGCGAAAGAUCUUGCCGCAGGCACAGGUUGUAGUGGAGAUGGUCGUUCCGGAGGGGAAGAUGCGUGCUCAAGCAAGCCUGGUAGCAUUUGUUAGUGGUCUGACGGCGGCAGAUGUUGAGUCGUCUUCGGCGUGCAAUUUUGAGGAGUCGAUGCCUAUGUCACAAAUUGUCUUUCCUAGGAGUGCCCUCCAAACGCUUGAGGAAGCCCUGCCUCGCCAUAUGAUCCCGUCGGUGUAUUACGCCCUGGACACGAUUCCACUCUCAAUCAACGGCAAGGUAGAUCGGCGACGACUGCGUGAGAUGGGUGCCGCACUGCUGGCAUCCAGUGCCGCUCAUAAAGGCGCCGUUGAUGAGAUGAGCGAGCCCGUCAAAUGGACGGCAGCUUCGGAGCUGGAGAGGACACUCUCGGAGCUGUGGGCUGCAACACUCGAACUGGAGGCUGAGGCAAUCCAUUGCGAUGAUAGCUUCUUUGAAUUAGGCGGCGACUCUGUCUCUGCCAUGAAGUUGGUGGCCAUGGCUCGGGAUCAAUUCAAGCUGUCGUUGAGCGUUCCUCAGAUGUUCAGAUAUCCAACCAUUCGUCAGCUUGCCGCGGAAUUUGGUGAGCCCGCUGGGCAGUCAGCAAGCUCAGCUUCGUCCACGACGGAGGAAGGCUUUACAUUCAGCACGCCAGACGAUUCCUCCACUAAUGACGGAGUCGACGACGACUUCUUACAGCUGGCCACCGCCCAGCUGGCCCAGCUGGCGCGAGAAAAGGGAAAGAAGGUGGAUAUUGCUUCUCUUCUGAAGCAGCUGCAGGGCAGUUCAUCUUCCUCCAAGACCCCGUCCGGGUCUUCCUCUUCAUCAUCCUCAUCAUCCAGGAAGAAGAAGUCAGCCAGGGUGGUAUCCCCAGUCAAAGUACCUGCGCCUGUCCCCGUGCCAUUUUCUUUGCUGGAUGGUGGCGCGGACGUUGUGGAGAAGGUUUGUGUAUACGCCGUGGACCAGUGCAAGAUUCCACACGAGGAUAUUGAAGAUAUAUAUCCCGCCACAGCUCUACAGGAGGGGAUGAUGGCGCUGAUGGCCAGGACACCCGGGGUUUAUACAACAACAUUGACAUGUGAGCUUCCUGAGCAGGUCGACUUCGCACGGCUGCACGCCGCGUGGGAUAAGACUGCCGAAGCGCAUCCAAUUUUGCGGACGCGGAUUAUCCUGACCGACAACAACACGGCAAUGCAGGUUGUGCAGCGUGCCAAAGAGCUUCCAUGGGACACGUAUUAUCUUCAGGAUGGCGACAUCCUCCCAGACCUAACGUCGAACAUGACCCUUGGAUCUCCCCUUCUGCGCCUGGCUGAGAUUCACCGGCAAGACCAGCCUCGGAUGCUGAUGGUGGCCAUCCAUCACGCUCUCUAUGACGGAUGGUCGAUGCCACUGCUAAAACAGGCAGUUGAGGAUGUCUAUCAUGGUCGGCCCUUGCAGUCACAGCCCUUCACCCCAUUCAUUAACUACCUGAAUGCGGGAAAACCGGCGGCACAGGCCUUCUGGACCGCUCACCUAGACAGCUUCGCAGGAGGUGUCUUCCCUACUUUGCCCAGCAUCGACCACCAUGUCCAGCUGACGGAACGUCGCACCCGCUCACUGACCGUGCCAGCAGCGCUCCCCGGAUCCCAGUAUACUUUGGCGACGAAGAUCCAAACAGCUUGGGCCGUGACGGUUUCGCGAUAUGCAGAGGCUGAGGACAUUGUCUUUGGUACUGUGAGUACCGGUCGUUCGGCACCUGUGCCGGCGAUUGAUCGCAUGGUCGGUCCCACCAUCACGACUGUGCCUGUUCGCAUCUCGCUCAGUGACCAAGCAGAGCGUGUCAUCUCACUGCUGCAGAGGGUCCAAGAGGAUGGCUGGAACAGGAUGGAUCAUGAACACCUGGGUCUCCAGCACAUCCGCCGUCUCGGUGAAUCUUGUGCAGCAACUUGUAGCCUCCAGACGCUGUUAGUAAUUCAGCCUCGUGAACAACCCCGCGCCAAAUCUGGCUCAACCUUACUUGCAGGAUUGCAAGACGUGGCAGAACUCGAGGGCGUGGAUACGUACCCGUUAAUGUUGGUGUGCGAGCCUGAUGGUGCCAGUCUGCAUUUAACUGCCAUGUUUGAUCCAGCUGUUCUGGACGAAGUCAUGUUGGGCCGGAUGCUCGCACAUUGGGAGCUCAUUCUCACCCAACUGUGGAGCGAACCGGAUAUGGCAGUGAUGGAACUUGAUGCCUUAUCGCACAGUGACAGGCAGACCCUGGUACGAUGGAAUGCCGGCGAAAGAGUUGCUGAUGGAUGUGCCCAUGAUGCGGUGCAUGAGUGGAGUGUCCGCACUCCUCAUGCACCCGCUGUCUGUGCCUGGGAUGGUGAAUGGACCUACGAGGAGCUAGAGAAGUGCUCUUCUCUCAUAGUCCGUCAGAUCCUGGCACAUGGUGUCUCCUCCGGAGACUUUGUUGCUCUUUACCACGAAAAAUCCAGGUGGGCGGCGGCCGGAAUCCUCGCGGUGUUCAAAGCCGGCGGCAUUCUGGUUACCCUUGACCCGGCCCAUCCCAAGGACAGAAUCAAGGAUAUCGUGUAUCAAGCACGGCCGCGACUCAUCCUGACCUCCCAGUCUCUCCUCGGUGAGGCUCGAGAGCUUGAGGUCCCAGUCCUGAGUGUAUCAUUCGCAGCAUCACAGCAAACGCCCGAAGAAUGCUCCCCUCUACCCAUCGUAAGCUCCACCCAAGCUGCAUACGCUCCUUUUACCUCCGGUUCGACAGGUCGACCAAAGGGAAUAGUACUGGAUCAUCGGGGUCUGGCUGCUUCAACUGCAUCAGUAGCUCAUGCCUGCCUACUCCGCCCAGCAUCCCGGGUUCUUCAUUUUGCUAGCUUCGCCUUUGACGCUAGUAUGAUGGAACACCUGAUAGCAUGGCACGCUGGUGGCUGUCUCUGUAUCCCCGAUGAAACCGCAAGGCAGACGGAUCUGGCCAGCUGUAUCCGGGACUUCGAGAUUACUUGGGCCUUUCUCACACCUUCAUGUCUCCGACUAAUCACCCCCGAUGAUGUUCAGUCCCUUGAAGCCCUGGGACUAGGUGGGGAGUCCAUGACGUCCGAGGAUAUCUCCAUCUGGGGUCCGCGGCUCCGCCAGAUCGUCCAACUAUACGGUCCGGCAGAGUGUUGCAUUGUGGCCGCGUUGACAGAAGUGACAAAACCAUCGGAGAAUAGGUUGAUAGGGAGACCCAACGCCUGUCGAUGCUGGGUAGUUGACCCGCAGAACCCAGAUCGUCUGGCGCCCCUAGGCGCUGUCGGAGAGCUGGUAAUUGAGGGAAUCACUGUCGGCUGGGGCUAUAUUGACGAUCCCGAGCGAACCACUCAAGCAUUUAUACGACCUCCUACAUGGCUCCAAACACUGUAUCCGAAUAGCCAACAGCCAGGGCGCCUCUAUCGGACGGGAGAUCUCGUGCGGUAUGCUGGUGCAGAUGGCAAGCUGACCUUUAUCGGGCGAAGAGACGGUCAGCUCAAGCUUCACGGACAACGUAUAGAGUUGGCUGAUGUCGAAGCUCACCUCCGUCCCCUAAUGCCUGGCACGCAGAAGAUCGUUGUCGAGAUGGUUCACAGUGCGGACAACCAGCACCCCCUUUUGGCUGCCUUUGUGGAAGAACCAUUGGCGUCACAAAACCCAUCGGAGCAAGAGGUUGGUCUAUUGCACCCAAGUCAAACCCAAUGUGCCCUGGACGUCAAGGCCAUCGAUAGUGUGCUGUCUCGAAUGGUUCCCCAAUACAUGAUUCCCAGCAUGUAUCUACAUAUCUCCCGUCUACCCCUAAGUGCAUCUGGAAAGCUCAAUCGUCGCCACUUGCGUGAGAUUGUAGCAGAGUUUCCACGCCAGAGACUUAACGAAUACGCUGCUGGAUCAGGCCUCACGGUCCCCGACCGGCCGGUAACAGCUCAGGAGCGCGAAAUGCAGGCUAUCUGGGCGCGAGUAUUGUCACUUGAUCCGGACACAAUCGGAAUCAACGAAGACUUUUUCCGCAUCGGAGGCGACUCCAUUUCCGGGAUGCAGGUUGCCACGAAAUGCAAUGCGGCAGGCAUGCAUAUCACCGGUGCCGAUCUCUUCCGACACCGUACCAUCGAGCAACUGAUGCGCCAUCUUAGUGCUACCAGAAAGAGUGGCUGCGCGUCAAUCUCACUACCUGCCGAGCCGGUGGGCGAGUGGGUUGCUCUCGCCCCUAUCCAGCAACUCUUCUUCGAAAUCGCCCCACAGGGUCCGAAUCACUUCAACCAGAGCCUGCUCCUUCGCACUGGCCGCCGGGUCAGUGUAGAGGAACUCGCCGGAGGCCUAGAUAUUCUCGUUGAGCGGCAUUCUAUGCUACGCGCAAGAUUCUGUCGCGAUGAUUCCGGCCAGUGGUCCCAGCAGGUACGGUCGCUGGGUUCAUAUCCUGCUAGUGCCUUCUACCGGUUGGCCACACACAACCAGGUCGCUCCUCAGUCGCUGCCGACCCUUCUUACUGCGUCUCAGUUGGCACUGUCGAUUCAGGAGGGGCCGCUAUUAGCCGUUGAUCUGGUAGAUUUGGCGGAUGGUGCUCAGCUCGUCUACCUGGUCGCCCAUCAUCUCAUUAUUGACCUUGUCUCGUGGCGCAUCUUGCACGGAGAGCUGGAGGAAUACCUGCAGACAGGCUCCCUUGCUUCCGCUACAGGCUCGGUCUCCUUCUUGACCUGGAGUCGAGCACAGGCUGAAUACAGCGCCAAUCACCUCACGCCCACACGUGCUCUACCUGACUUUCAGGAAGCAAACGAUGGCUUCGAUGCCCCGAAGUACUGGGGAAUUUCUUCCGAGUCGAACACAUUCGGGCAGACAUCCAGUUCCAGAUUCACCUUAGACCGGACUGUGACCGACCAACUCUUCGGCAGCGCUAACAACGUGCUUGAUACUCGACCAGUUGAAAUCUUGCAAGCCGCCCUCUGGUACUCUUUCACUCGAUCUCUGACCGACCGUCCUGGUCCAAGCAUCUAUGUUGAAGGUCAUGGGCGAGAGCCAUGGACUGAAUCCAUCGACCUCUCGAGAACGGUGGGCUGGUUUACAACCAUGUCUCCUCUGGUGUCCGCUCCGUGGGAUAGUCUAUCACGGACAAGGAUGCGGGACUUCCUCGAUGCCCUCAGCUAUAUCAAGGACCAGCGCCGACGCAUUCCAGCUAACGGAUGGGCUUACUUCACCUCGCGCUACCUGAACGACGAAGGAAAGGUCGCGUAUGGGCGCAUGAAGUCGGUCGUGGAAAUUAUGUUUAACUACAUGGGCCAGUAUCAGGAGAUGAAUCGGGAGGACGCCAUACUACAGCUGGCCGGCGAUGACAUCCAGUCCGGCACCGGUGCUGCAGACAUUGCCGGCAACGUACCACGUUUUUCGUUAAUCGAUGUCAGCGCAUUCACUGCGAACGGGUGCCUAACCUUCGAGUUUAUAUUCCCUGAAUCGAUGCAGCAGGACGCUCGACUGAAACAGUGGUUCAAAGAAUGUGAACGUACUCUCAUCGUCGCUGCGAGUACACUAUCAACUGAGAGCCCCCGCAAGACGUUGACCGACUUUCCCCUUAUGCCUGCGCUCACCUACGACCAACUGAACCAGUGCCUUGAUCAGACGCUGCCAUCGAUGGGUCUGUGCGCCCGAGAUGUCGUGAACAUCUAUCCCUGCUCUUCCGUGCAACAGGGAAUGUUGUUGGCCCAGCUGCGCGAUCAGCAGGCAUAUCAGCAACGGUUAAGGUUCCAGGUUAACUCUCGCGGGCCAACAGAUCGACUUACAUUGGAAAGGGUGAAGGACGCUUGGACAGAAGUGAUCAACCGACAUGACAUCCUCCGUACUCUCCUUCUCCCAGUUUCGGAUUACAACCACCUGGACCAGGUAGUCAUGGCCCCUGGCAGCCUUCAGCACCUGGUUCGGAUGAACGCGAUGGAUGCCAAUCCCACGCAGGGCCUCCCUCACUCGAUUAACAUCACCAGCGACUCAACUGGCACCGUAAUCUGUGAGUGGAAUGUCAGCCAUGCCUUGGUCGAUGCCAUGUCGAUAGCUGUCAUUCAACGGGAGGUCAAUCAGGCGUUGCAAGGUUCGCUGGGACAGCAUCAAAAUCUCCCGCGAUACGCAGAUUACGUCCAAUGGCUUUCUCUGCAGGACAACACCGAGACGCAGGCGUACUGGCAAAAUUACCUCGAGGGAGUGGAGCCAUGUCUCUUUCCAAAACUGACGUCUUUGCCAGACAAAGUCAAUCCGGAAGGUACCAUUUCUGCCAUUCGUGCCACCUGGACUCGCGAUGCUCGAAUGCACGACCUAUGCCAGAAGCACGGGAUCACAUUGACAAAUCUAUUCCACAUGAUCUGGGCCCUUGUGCUCGGCGCCUAUGUAGGCACUGAUGAGGUUUGCUUCGGUUAUACUACCCUUGGUCGAGAUGUGCCGGUCGACGGGGUUGAGAAGAUGGUCGGCCCUUUAGUCAAUGUCGUUGCCACGAUCGUCCAGCUUCAAGAGGACGAUUCGAUCUUGAAUGCACUCCUCACCCAUCAAACCCAUCUCACCAAUAGUCUUCAACAUCAGCACUAUGCGUUGGCAGACUUGUAUGCCUCUUCAGGCCUGGUCGGCUCUCGGCUGUUUAACACUAUCGUAUCUUUGCAAGAUAUGUCUCACUUCGAUGCUCCAGACGAGCAGCCGACCUGGCUCGAAAUGCUGCCUGCAAAUGAUGUCUCAGAGUACGAUGUGGCCCUCAAUAUCGGUGUCGAUCAAUCGUCCAUUCAACUGGUCUGCAGCUACCGAACACUAUCGCUGUCUGCGGUGCAGGCCGACGCGCUACUGCGAACUGCCUCCCAUGUGCUGAGUGAGAUGCUGAGGGACCCCACGCAGCGGUUUUCGGAGCUUGAGGUGAUCAGCCCUGAGUGUAAAGAGCAACUCAUGAAAUGGAACGCUGCCAUGCCAGCCCCGACCGAGGAAUACAUCCAUGAGAAGAUUCAGGGCCAAUGCCGUCUCCACGCUUCCCGAGAAGCGGUUUGCGCCUGGGACGGCAUUUUUACCUACGCUGAAGUCGAUGACCUGUCGUCACGUCUCGCAGCACGGCUCAUUAGGAUGGGGGUUACCUCCGAGCACAUCAUACCAAUCUAUGCACCCAAAUCCCGAUGGACGGUCAUCGCCAUUCUAGGCGUUCUAAAAUCUGGGGCUGCCUUCACACUUCUGGAAACAUCACAUCCGAUGGCUCGACUGCAGGUGAUAUGCCACGAGAUCAAGGCUGAUAUGAUAAUUGCACCAGCAUCGCAUGCCGGUCCAGCGGCCAAUUUGGCUCCUAUCAUAGUCGGGCUCGACCGCAUCACGUCCAUGAGCCCCCAAACAUCCGAUCUCUUACCAACCGUGGGUAUGCCACCAGCCGCAGAAGCUCUCGCCUAUCUCAUCUUCACUUCAGGCUCCACAGGAAACCCCAAGGGGGUUAUGGUCACCCAUCAGAAUUUGUGCAGUAAUGCGUCGAUCAUGACAACAUCUGUUAAUAUGAUGUCCGACAGCAGGGUGCUACAGUUUGCAUCCCAUGCAUUCGAUGGGUGUCUUUGGGAAAUACUGGGUCCGCUAUUUGCAGGUGCUUGUCUGAUCAUCCCGUCCGAGUCGGAGAGCCAGGAAGACCUGGCUGGUUGCAUAGAGCGCAUGGUCGUCACUUGGGCAUUCCUAACCCCUUCUGUCGCAAGGAUUUUGAAGCCGGAGACCCUUCCCAGCCUCCGUGUCUUAACCCUGGGCGGCGAGCCGAUAGCGGCCUCGGAUUUGGAUAUGUGGCGGGGACACGUCCAGGUGGUGUGUGCCUAUGGCCCAACCGAAACCACCAUUCUGGCCAGCACGACCUCGCCCUCCACCUUCCCCACGGAUGGCAGGGACAUUGGCGUGCCAACCGGUAGCUCCCUUUGGAUCGUCGACAAGCGGAAUUAUCUCAAGCUGGCGCCUCUUGGAGCCACAGGCGAGCUGUUGAUUGAGGGCCCCAAUGUGAGCCAAGGAUAUCUGGGGGAUCCAGAGAAAACCAACGAAGCCUUCCCAGUCGCUCCACGCUGGCUGUCACAGCUCCGACAGUCGCCUACCAGGAUCUACCGAACCGGUGACUUGGUUCGCUUCGACACAUCUACGGGCACCAUUCGCUUCGUCGGACGCAAGGAUAACCAGAUCAAGUUCCACGGGCAGCGCAUCGAGCUUGGUGAAAUUGAACACCAUGCUCAGCAGGCCUUUUCGAAUUCCAGCACCGUCAUCGUCGAUUUGAUUACCCCUGCACAGCCUCAACGACCAUACAUCGUUGCUUUCGUACAUCAGCCGGAUACAAAGACUGCAACCGCCGAUCCCAUCGACGCCAUCCUGCUUCCUCCGUCCGAAUCCUUCCGAGCAGAGGCUCUGGGAGCGCAGAACCACAUGCACAAACGACUCCCGCACUACAUGGUCCCAACAGUCUUUCUUCCCCUGCAGUGGCUUCCUUUAUCAGGCACUGGAAAAGCCGACCGCAAGCGCCUCCGACAAUGUGCACUGGCUCUGCCCAGCCCUGACCUUGAUGCGUACCGCGCCACAGCCUUGAUGAAGCGUAUGCCUUCCACCGCAGCGGAGCGCAAAAUGCAAGAAUUGGUUGCAACUGUUCUUGGGAGGGGCGUAUCGGAGAUCGGCAUGGAUGACAGCUUUUUCUAUCUAGGAGGUGACUCCGUACAAGCAAUGCGGCUGGUGGCUGAGGGUCGUCAUCAAGGUCUUGCCCUCUCCCUUCGAGCAAUCUUUGACGCUCCGCGUCUGGGUGACCUUGCUUAUCGGACAACCAACCUGGUCAAAGUGAACCAGCCAAUCCAGGCCACAUCGCCUGUCACCUUACGUGAUGAAUGCAACCAUAUAGAGACAAUAGUUGCAACUCACCCCAUCAAGAAGACUGACGUGGUUGACGUCCUUCCCACAACCUCCUUCCAGCGCCACUGGCUAGACAUACAGUUGAUGAGCUACAUUGUGGUCGACAUACCAGGCCCUAUCGACCCGGAACGUCUCCUUACGGCCAUGCAGCGUGUCGUGGAGGCGCACCCAAUUCUCCGAGCCUCCUUCGUGCCUUAUGAAGACACCACCAUGCAAGUUAUCCUCCGCACCCGGGUGGCCAUGACCGCUGCCGACCUGUCCACCACUACCGUCGAAGACAUUUGCCGCCAGGAUGAAGAUGCCCCAAUGAUUCUAGGAACGCCAUAUAUGCGCGUCAUCCUAGCAAGCCAAGGCGACGUCGGCCAUAAACUAAUCAUGAGGCUUUCUCACGCCCAAUACGAUGCCGUCUCACUCUCCCUUCUCAUGAAUGAUCUGAGGCAUGCAUACGCAAACGAGACUCGUCCAUUCCCGUCAUCCCACUCCCCUCCGUUCACCGACUACAUUACCUACCAGCAAACUCUGAGAGCCGACCCCACAGCGACCACAUUCUGGCAUAGUCUCCUCCAAGACGUGCCAAUCACCUGUCUUAACCUCCAGCCAGCCGAGACCUCAACCAGCAAUGGGACUCCGAUAACGCGUACUCGCGAUAUUAACAUCUCUCCCUUCCCAUCACUCCCCAACGGUAUCACCAUAGCCACCGCAGUCAAAGCAGCUUGGUCCCUGGUCCUGGCCCAGAAGACUGAUUCUCUUGCCGUGAUAUUCGGGCAGGUCGUUCAUGGUCGGGGCAUUGCGCUUCCUGGGGUCGAGGGAAUCGUUGGUCCCUGUGCUAAUAUUACGCCCGUUGUUGCACGCCUGGGUCGUCAGACUGCAGGAUUGGAGCUAAUGCAAACAUUGCAAGACCAACACCGCUCUGCUAUGCCAUACGAGACGGUCGAUCUGGAUGACGCGCUGGCGUAUAGUAAGGAUUCGCAGGCCAGGCGGAAAGGGUUGCAAACAAUCGUGCAGCAUCAGAAUAACGUGGUGGUCGAUGAUAUGGAGUUGUCACUUGGAGAGGUGAAGUGUGGGGUAGAUGUGAGGGCAGUGGAUCAUGUACCACGAGAGGUAUGGAUUUAUUCAUCUGUUGAUGAGAAGAGGCCGCGGAUCUUGGAGGUGAAGAUCAUGUCGUCGACUUUGGUGCUGAAUGAGGAGGUUGCGGAGGAGUUGAUGGAUUUGCUUAUAGAGAAGAUUGUGGGGUUGUUCAGGGAUCCUGAGGGCGUGUGUGUUUGAUUGAGCUUUGUCACGGAGUGACAGUAGGAUUGAGACUGUUGUAGAUAGUUUGCUGAAUGGACAUGAAGUGAAGAUCCGUC
Aspergillus homomorphus CBS 101889 is the source of this 15377-nucleotide messenger RNA. Its product is annotated as acetyl-CoA synthetase-like protein. The transcript has 4 exons. Gene Ontology annotation, cellular component: cytoplasm. Bases 1 to 15297 code for a protein of 5098 amino acids. Gene Ontology annotation, biological process: amino acid activation for nonribosomal peptide biosynthetic process; secondary metabolite biosynthetic process. The record is from RefSeq and is a predicted model, not a curated record. Lineage: Eukaryota; Fungi; Ascomycota; Eurotiomycetes; Eurotiales; Aspergillaceae. Gene Ontology annotation, molecular function: phosphopantetheine binding; catalytic activity.